GGACAAUUUUCUUAUCCCUCAUACACUAAACAAGGUAGAUUUCUGUUGAGGAAACCAGUUAUGGCAACCACAUAUCUCCCCCUCUCUUCCAUCCUCUUUAUGUAUGGCUUCUCUCCCAGUCAACACCUCACUAAACCCCCACAUCCCUCACUUGAACUCCGCCAGAUCCCAUAAACUCACCCCAACCCAUCUCGCAAACCUCUCAGAAAAUGGAAAAACUUACCCAGCUCUACACAAAUCUUAUUUCAAACAGAUAUCUGCACUCUCCAAAGAUGGCCGGAUUCAAGAAGCCGCGGACCUGUUCACUGAAAUGCAGUCCAAGAAUUUCCAAAUCGGACCCGAAAUCUAUGCUGAACUCCUUCAGGGUUGUGUCUACGAGCGUGACAUCUUCAUGGGUCAGCAGUUACACGCGUUGAUUAUCAAAAAUGGUGAGUCUUUUGCAAGAAAUGAGUAUGUUGAGACAAAACUGGUGGUUUUCUAUGCAAAAUGCAGUCUUUUUGAGGCUACGGCCCGUUUGUUUUGCAGAAUUAGGAAACAGAACGAGUUUUCUUGGGCUGCCAUAAUUGGGAUGAAUUGUAGAAUGGGUUUUAGGGAAAGAGCAUUGUUGGGUUUCUGUGAAAUGCAAGAAAAUGGUAUUUUGGCUGAUAAUUUUGUUGUUCCUAACGUUUUGAAAGCGUGUGGCGCUCUCCAGUUGGUUGGAUUUGGUAAGGGGGUUCAUGGGUAUGUGCUGAAGAUGGGUUUUGCUGAGUGCGUAUUUGUCGCAAGUAGUCUGGUGGAUAUGUAUGGCAAAUGUGGGGUUUUGGAUGAAGCAAGGAAAAAGUUUGAUAAAAUGCCUGAAAGAAAUGUCGUCGCUUGGAAUUCGAUGAUUGCGAGUUACGUUCAAAAUGGGAUGAACGAGGAAGCCAUUGAGGUCUUUCAUGAUAUGAGAGUGGAAGGAAUGGAACUGACUCAUGUAACUGUGUCAAGCUUUCUUUCGGCUUCAGCUAAUUUAAAUGUUGUAGUAGAGGGUAAGCAAGGGCAUGCUAUAGCAAUUGUAAAUGGGUUUGGUUUAGAUAACAUUUUGGGAAGUUCCAUUAUAAAUUUCUACGGCAAAGUUGGGUUGAUAGAGGAUGCUGAGUUAGUUUUUAGUAGGAUGGUUGAGAAAGAUGUAGUGACAUGGAAUUUGCUGAUCUCCUCUUAUGUGCAACAUGGUUUGGUUGAGAAAGGACUCAAUUUGUGCCGAUGGAUGAGACUGGAAAACUUUAGGUUUGAUUCUGUGACUCUAGCAUCAAUAAUUUCCACUUCAGCUAAUACAACGGACAUAAAACUUGGCCAAGCGGGCCAUUGUUAUUGCAUUAGAAACAGCCUUGAAUCUGAUGUUGUAGUUGCAAGUAGCAUUGUGAAUAUUUAUGGCAAAUGUGGAAAAUUUAUGUACGCAAGAAGAGUUUUUGACUCUACGAAAAAGAGAGAUCUUGUGUUGUGGAAUACAUUAUUGGCCGCUUAUGCAGAAAAAGGUCUAAGUGGUGAAACCCUGAAGUUGUUUUAUCAAAUGCUGCUAGAGAGCGUUCCACCGAAUGUGAUAUCAUGGAAUUCGGUAGUUCUGGGAUUCAUGAGAAGUGGAGAUGUUGAAAAGGCCAAAGAGAUGUUUUCACAAAUGAAAUCUCUUGGUUUCCAGCCUAAUCUUGUUACUUGGACUACCCUAAUUACUGGCAUGGCUCAAAACGGCUUUGCUGACGAAGCGAUUCUGUUUUUUCAACAAAUGCUAAAAGAAGGAAACAUACCAAAUGCUGUAAGCAUCGUUGGUGCUCUAUCCGCUUGUUCAAACGCAGCAUCAUUGCAUGUUGGACAAGCCAUUCAUGCCAUCAUUAUUAGGUAUAGCAUGUUUUUGUCCAUUCCACUUGCAACUGCUCUUGCGGAUAUGUAUGGCAAAUGUGGAUGCAUUGAUCGAGCGAAGAAAAUGUUUAAUAUGGUUUUAAGGAAGGAGCGUCCUUUGUACAACGCACUGAUAUCUGUCUACGCAUUACAUGGCCAAGCUGAAGAAGCCCUUGCACUGUUUAAACUUCUUCAGGAGGAAGAAAUCGAACCAGACAACUUAACUUUCACUAGCAUUUUGUCGGCGUGUAGCCACUCUGGCUUGUUAGAAAAAAGUUAUGAGCUUUUUGGUGAUAUGAUUUCAAAAUACAAAGUAAAGCCAAGUAUUGAGCAUUAUGGCUGUUUGGUUAGUCUUCUUUCUCGACAUGGGAAGUUGGAUGAAGCGCUUACUCUCAUCCUCAGGAUGCCAUUUGACCCUGAUGAACACAUACUAACGUCACUGCUGGCCGCUUGUAGAGAAAACGAGGAGUUGGAAAUCGGGGAACACGUAUCCAAUAUGUUAUUCAAAUUAGAACCGGAUCACUCGGGAAAUUUUGUCGCGCUCUCAAACACAUAUGCAGCUGCAGGGAAGUGGGAUGAAGUGUCGAGAGUGAGGGCUUUGAUGAAAGAAAAGGGCAUGACGAAGAAUUCAGGGUGCAGUUGGAUUCGAAUCGGGGGAGAGCUCCAUGUUUUUGUUGCUGGUGAUGUAUCCCACUUAAAAACAAAGGGAAUUCAUUCCAUGUUAGCUCAGUUAGGAAAGGAAAUGCAGUUAGUGCAGUAUGUUCAAAUGUUCAGGAACGAUGAAAUUUUGUACUGUUGAAGAAAAUAAAAUGGUGCUGAAUUGCAACUGAAGUUGAGAUAGAUAGGACUUAUCAUUGGGGCUCUGUGUAGUUGAAGUCCCUUAGUUGAUAUGUGGCCCUCUGCUGGGUUUUCACAGAGGUAGAGCAUCUUACCAUUAACUUGUUUUUCAAGUGAAGAGAGAGAGAGAGAGAGAGAGAGAGAGAGAGAGAGGAAUGUAAAGACUAAAGAGAAGUUGUUUGUAUACUGUUUUGUAAUCUUGUUACUUGUUAUUGGAUAAAUCAUGUGGUUUUUGUAACUGGGCUAGCUGUGUUCUUGAAAGAGUACUAAUCCUUUUGAAUACUAGAAUUUCAUGCUGAGCUAA
Rhododendron vialii is the source of this 2992-nucleotide messenger RNA. Its product is annotated as pentatricopeptide repeat-containing protein At5g55740, chloroplastic. The coding region runs from base 104 to 2650 and encodes 848 amino acids. The record is from RefSeq and is a predicted model, not a curated record. The transcript has a single exon. Gene Ontology annotation, biological process: RNA modification. Gene Ontology annotation, molecular function: protein binding; RNA binding. Lineage: Eukaryota; Viridiplantae; Streptophyta; Magnoliopsida; Ericales; Ericaceae.